GAGCCAGAGGCGGACGGCCAAUGGGAAAUGAGUGUCCCCGAGGUGAGGGCGGAAGAGGAGAGGGCUAGUUCCGGACGCGGCCGCUGCCACCGCCACCGCCACCGCCGCCGCCAUCUGUCACCUCAGCUCCGGCACCAGUAGCCGGUAGCCUCCGCCCCGUCUGCCGCCUCGGCAGAGCCUCCUUCCGGUCCUGCCACCUCUCUGCUCUGUUCUUAGCGCUAUCUUCGUCCCCCAAUGGAUCUGGUCGGAGUGGCAUCGCCCGAGCCGGGGCCGGCAGCGGCCUGGGGACCCAGCAAGUGUCCAUGGGCUACUCCUCAAAAUACAAUAUCUUGUUCUUUGGCUGAUGUAAUGAGUGAACAGUUGGCCAAGGAAUUGCAGUUAGAAGAAGAAGCUGCUGUUUUUCCUGAAGUUGUUGUUGCUGAAGGACCAUUUAUUACUGGAGAAAACAUUGACACUUCCAGCGACCUAAUGCUGGCUCAGAUGCUACAGAUGGAAUUUGACAGAGAAUAUGAUGCACAGCUUAGGCGUGAAGAAAAAAAAUUCAAUGGAGAUAGCAAAGUUUCCAUUUCCUUCGAAAAUUAUCGAAAAGUGCAUCCUUAUGAAGACAGCGAUAGUUCUGAAGAUGAGGUUGACUGGCAGGAUACUCGUGAUGAUCCCUACCGACCAGCAAAACCAGUUCCCACUCCCAAAAAGGGUUUUAUUGGGAAAGGAAAAGACAUCACCACCAAACACGAUGAAGUAGUAUGUGGGAGAAAGAAUACAGCAAGAAUGGAAAAUUUUGCUCCUGGGUUUCAGGUAGGAGAUGGAAUUGGAAUGGAUUUAAAACUAUCAAACCAUGUUUUCAAUGCUUUAAAACAACAUGCCUACUCAGAAGAACGUCGAAGUGCCCGCCUUCAUGAGAAAAAGGAACAUUCUACUGCAGAAAAAGCAGUUGAUCCUAAGACACGUUUACUUAUGUAUAAAAUGGUCAACUCUGGAAUGUUGGAGACAAUCACAGGCUGUAUUAGCACAGGAAAGGAGUCUGUUGUCUUUCAUGCUUAUGGAGGGAGCAUGGAGGACGAAAAGGAAGAUAGUAAAGUUAUACCUACAGAAUGUGCCAUCAAGGUAUUUAAAACAACCCUUAAUGAGUUUAAGAAUCGUGACAAAUAUAUUAAAGAUGAUUUCAGGUUUAAAGAUCGCUUCAGUAAACUAAAUCCACGUAAGAUCAUCCGCAUGUGGGCAGAAAAAGAAAUGCACAAUCUCACAAGAAUGCAGAAAGCUGGAAUUCCUUGUCCAACUGUUGUACUACUCAAGAAACACAUUUUAGUUAUGUCUUUCAUUGGUCAUGAUCAAGUUCCAGCCCCUAAAUUAAAAGAAGUGAAGCUCAGUAGUGAAGAGAUGAAAGAAGCCUACUAUCAAACUCUUCAUUUGAUGCAGCAGUUAUAUAAUGAAUGUACACUUGUCCAUGCCGACCUCAGCGAGUACAACAUGCUGUGGCAUGCUGGAAAGGUCUGGUUGAUUGACGUCAGUCAGUCUGUAGAACCAACCCAUCCCCACGGCCUAGAGUUUUUGUUCCGUGACUGUAGGAAUGUCUCACAGUUUUUCCAGAAAGGGGGAGUUAAGGAAGCCCUUAAUGAACGAGAGCUCUUCAAUGCUGUUUCUGGCCUACAUAUCUCAGCAGAUAAUGAAGCUGAUUUUUUAGCUGAGAUAGAAGCUUUGGAGAAAAUGAAUGAAGAUCAUGUUCAGAAGAAUGGAAGGAAAGCGGCUUCAUUUCUGAAAGAUGACGGAGGCCCACCGGUGCUCUCUGAAGACUAGCACCAACACCCAUCGUUCACACACAGUGAUUGUCAGCUGCCAGUAGUAAAUGAAGUGAUGGGUGACUUGAAAUACCAAAACAUGAGGCGUGUCCAAUGGUGCUUCUGUGCUUCUUUUCCCCUUUCAACCCAUGUGCCAGAUGUGUGGAAUUCUUAGCUCAGCAUUGAGAGAAUAAAAUGUCACUACCUCUCAUCUUAUGAACAGAAUAAUAUAAUUCUUUAACAGCUGUACGUUAUCUGGCUGAAAUAGACCUAAUUUUACAUGACUCAUGGUAUAAAAUAUUUUGAUGAGAAUUUUUAAAACUUAGGUAACAUUUCCAAAUGUGGGAAGUGUGGGAAGAGAGCACAGAUGUGUUUACAAGGGAGGAUUUUAUAACAACAUGCUGGCUUUACUCACCUCCCUAUUUUGUGUUAUGUCUUUACCUAGAUAUUUUAUUGGCUUAAAUUAGCCCUUAUCAAUUCUUUUUUCAGACUGUGGCCAUGACGCUAAAGGAAAAUUUAUUCUCUUUGAUGGGUGUUAGAAAUGAAAAUUUGGUUUCAGAAUGUUUGACAGAAAUAGUCUUAAGCAAUGUACUUUCUUUUGGUACAUUUCGUUUUAAGAAAAUGAACUAAAUUCCACUUUUGUCAUACUCAAUAUUUAAGAAAAGGGAUCAUGGGUUCUGAAAGAGACGAAUAUAUAAGAACUAUCUAAAUAUUUUAAUUUAACUUUUAAUUUCUCCACACUUAGGUAAAAUGAUCAGGAUAUAACUCAUAAUGUGACUGUUCGACAUUCAUAAUGAAAAUAUAAAUUAUAUGGAAGGACAGAAUAUCAGCCUUAACCACGUUUGACAUAUUUAAUGAAGUUAAAGAAACAAAAUUCAGUUGACACAUCACUAAAACCAUAUAUUUAUUGAUUUUUUUUGAGGGAAAUAUAACAAGUUAAUUAGAAAUAUUAAGUAAGCAAAGUAUGUAUAAAAGCACUUAUGUACCAAAUUAACUAAUCUGAGCUGUUUUGGCUCAUUAAUAGGUUUUAAUACUUUUAAAAAGUAAGCCUUGAACUGAAAAAGCGUAUUGGCCCUGUUAGGAUUGAAGUUCAUUAACCACAGUGUAAUCAUUCCUGCUAUUAAUCAAGGCAGAUUGGAACCACUAAAGAUCCAAAUCUUCUCUCUGAUAAUAAAAAGUAAAAAUCUAGAUACUUUUUCCAUUAGAAACUUUCUCUUUUAACAUUAUUUUAAAAUGCCAAAUAUUUUCUUUCUAGAAGAAUAUUUAUUUUGUUUUUGUUGUAUAGCUUUUAAAUUACAUUUCAGAGAAGUGUGAUUUGGGGUAGAUACUACAUUUUUGAAAUGUUUACUACUCUGAAAUAAAGAUUUAAAUGACUGGUGAUUAUUGGCUUUACAGAAGUUUCAGAGAACCCUAAUUUUUAAAACCAUUAACCAUUUAAAACUUUUUUUAUUUGUCUGACAAAUAGCAGCAAACCGUUGCUGUGUGGCAUUCUUAGAGUGUGCUGUGAACAUGCUUUUUAAGAAAUUAAAAAUGAACAGAUCAUUUUAAAA
Otolemur garnettii (small-eared galago) is the source of this 3325-nucleotide messenger RNA. RefSeq names its product RIO kinase 3 (gene RIOK3). Gene Ontology annotation, cellular component: cytosol; preribosome, small subunit precursor. The record is from RefSeq and is a predicted model, not a curated record. Gene Ontology annotation, biological process: maturation of SSU-rRNA; protein phosphorylation. Gene Ontology annotation, molecular function: ATP binding; protein serine/threonine kinase activity. Bases 235 to 1794 code for a protein of 519 amino acids. NCBI's taxonomy places the organism in Eukaryota, Metazoa, Chordata, Mammalia, Primates, Galagidae. The transcript has 13 exons.